Molecule: messenger RNA, 35282 nt
Organism: Spirometra erinaceieuropaei
Lineage: Eukaryota; Metazoa; Platyhelminthes; Cestoda; Diphyllobothriidea; Diphyllobothriidae
Source: the annotation of a GenBank genome assembly
AUGCAGGAGACCACAGGUUAGGCUGUCAUCAGGUAAGCUAAAUCCUGUUCUGUUGACUGCAUUUGCUCACAGUUUUGAGUUCAGUAAUGAACCGAACCAGAUACUGGACGACGCGGCGAUGACAACCAUGCAGGAGACCAAAAACAAGGCGAUAACCAGCUAGACCAGAUAUUUUUCUGUUGGCAGUGUUUGUUCGUCAUGUAGAGUUCAACAGUUAACUGACCCAAUAACUGGGAUAAUUGAACACUCCAUAUGAAAACGCUAUCACAAAGACACGGUUGUGUCAGCCGUCGAAUGCUGUCCCUCCACUCCCCUGGAUGCCCUUAGAUGCACACGUCGUCAGCUCUUCUGACAACGACAACGACGCAGACAUCAGCAAUUCGCCCGCCGAAAAGACCAAGAUACACAAAGCCUCCAAUGAUCGACGGACCGAGGCAAACAAAACAGCCUUCUUUAGACAUCGUCGUUUGCUGCAAUGGCGACUGCAGGGAAUGCAAAAGGUCUGGAUGCCUCGAAAGGCCCAGAAAAUCAAGUGUUGUGCGGACCAAAAUAAACGCAAGAGCUUCUUUUUAUCAAUCGAGGCAGUUAACCUUUCCACAGCCAGAGGAAACGUUCGCUUUUCAGCUCCGACGGGGCAAAUCUUCUCGUAAGUUAAUAGCAGCUUCCGAAGUACUGGUCCGAGCACUUCAGAAGUGUUCUCAACUCCCAUUUACGUUUUCCGACAUCACCAUCAGCCGGCUUCCCAAGCGGAAAUGAAAAACGAUACAGACCCCCGGCCUUCCCUCUCAGAAACCACCCGAGUCGUGCACGAAAUCUCUAACAGUAAAGCGCAGAGAUCUGACACACCUACUGCGGGGGUUGUAAGCACGGCGGCCGUGAAGGAUGAACAAGCUUACAGUGCUUUUUCGUCAUCUUUGAGUCCAAAGACAAUUUCCAGGAGAUUUUAAGGAUGCAAUAUUCUUCCAACUCUAUGAACAAAAAGGGAGCCGGCAGCUCUGUCUUAAACACAGAGGUAUCUCGAUGUUAAACACCGCAGGAACUUAACCGCGGGUAGACAUCAACCGCCGCAGAAUGUUGUCAAUAAUGUUCCUGGAAUCUUCGUCAACGGCGCCUCGCUGAAAAUCGUCUGCCUGCUCUGUCAGCCACCUAACACAGUUUCAUCAUCGGUUUGAUGAUCGUAUCGGACAACUGUCUGGUGCAUGGGAUAGGACAUGUCGAUGGAUCUUGACUCUCAGUGCAUAAUUCUUCCCUAUAACAGUCUGGUGCGCUUGAAUCUAUCAGGGUGAGCUAAAAGCCGUCGCUUGAAUAAACUCAGUUCUCCCCGGAUGACUAAGGGCCUGGUUGCAUUUGCUGCUUCUUAAUAAUGCCUUGGUAACGCUCCUACUUGGGACCCGAAUUAUCUCUCUUUUUUCUGCUGUGUGAAGUUUUGCUCAAUUUUUCUUGGUAGACCAAGGAGUGAUAUGGCCCGCCUGAGUGCGCGUUUUCACUGUGCCAAUCGCUUGCGCCAUCUCCCUCUUCUGAUUGUUAUCACUACUUCAUUUAACUUAUUUCGAGUGGGAAGGACAAGAGAACGCGGAAGAUUCUGCACACGUUUGAUAUUACUAUAACGGAACUCACGCACAAGUCACCGUCCUUACUCCCACCUUGAUGCGAAGUCUAUCGUGGAAACCGUCGGAAACGAAGGCCGAACUGUAUUUUUCUGAGAAAACCUCCAAAUCAUCUAUGUUUGAAUGCACUUACUAUGUCUACCUUAAGCAUGCAUUUGAAAAGUCGGUUAGAUCGCUGAAAACUAACAGUGAGGAUGGGCUUCUACGCAUAUGUUGGUGUGAAGAUGUUACUCAGAAAGUUCUUGUGUGUCAAUUCGUCGUAGCCAGCAGGUAACAUUCGCGUAAACGCGGAACGCAUAACCAACUCUUGCAAUCCGUUUUGUCUUCAUUAAAUUCCCUCUAGUUUCUUUGUCUUCUACUGGAGACGGGUUUAGCUUAGUAAGUCGGCAUUCGCACGGCAAGGAUUCGAAGUCUUUCACAUUUACUUUCACAGUCUUAUUUAGCUGUUUUAUUAGUUUGCAAUACUUCUCAGUCAAAGGCUCAACGCCUGAAGUUAAUAUCCCAGGUCUGAUCUGGUAAAUGUCUCAUAGACUUUUCGAAGCAGUCCACUCCGCCUCUUUUACGGUUUGCAGAUAUGGCUAAGUCCACGCCACAGGUUACGUUUAUUGUUACUGCAUUUUAUCAGUGACGAAUUUAAAUGUCAAUCACAAACUGAUUCCCCUGUAGCUCAGUCCUGUCAUAUAUUCAUCGGCGUACAGCAGGAACAAUGAGGGACCGGGAACCUAUUCCUGAGAAGAUCCACGAACAAUUGCACCGACAAAGAUUUUGUAAUACACACUGACAGAGAUCGGUCUCGCAAAAAUGCAUCCCUCUCGGCAAGCAGAUUCCCAGACCUUACGCAGUAAAAGUCUUUGAGAGAGAGGUCCGGGUACCUAAAAGAAGACUCCACGAUCACAGGAGCGAUAACUUUAUUCUGCUAACGUUGAUUCCUAGUCGGAUUAAACAUCAUAGGCAAGCAUAAAGAAUUUAUAAAUAAUGCAGUUACCAUGUAGUCACAAGCAAGUCAAAAUUGCAGCCUUUGCAUCCAUAACCGAUCGUCGUCCUCAGUGUGAUGAAUGCUUGCUCCCCAGCAUUCGAGUUGUUAACUGCCACCAUCUCACCGCCGUUCUUGUCACGCGUGAAACAAACUCGAAAAUUUUGCCGGCUGAUAUUACAACUGAAGAUGAACCACAGAACCAAAUCAAAGCUUUUAGGCCGGAAGUACUGAAAUCCUCACAAGAGACGACAACACGCAGUCGCGGCUUGCUUCAGUCGUGAUUGACAUUCCCGCAAUCAAUUAGCAAACGCCAUGAUCACAACCUCCGGAUUCCUUGCCGAUACACGCUACAAAGAAGGACUGAUGAAGCAGCACAAAAGGGGAACAUUAGAGCGCGCUUGGGAAAUUAAAAAGCAUUUUAGAACGGAGAAAAAGCAAGCCGCAACUAUACUGAACAAUGAACAUCUAUAUUGAACAAUGGACAAACUAGCAAGCACCAGAGUACAGUUCAGGGACGCAAGUAUCUUUCACGUAAGAGUAGAAUCUAGAACCGAUUUCCCAAUUUUUUAUUAAUUAAAAUAAGCAUUUACAUAUUUAUAGUCUAAAAUACCUGAAAAUAGUUUCAUCCUUUUAUACCACAGGUUUGAUUUGUUUGUUCUUACUAUUACUGUUGCCGAAUUCACAAACAGUGUAGAGCUGUAGUCUUAUGCGCAAGUUCUUGUUUUUCUUACCUGGCUUCAGAGGCAAGUGACAGUUUGUUAGAACAGGAGAAUAAUCGGAGAGCUGAAGACUUGAGUGUCAAAGUCAAGAUUUUGAAAUCGGUGAGCAUUUACUAGUUCAUUUUGGAAAUUCUGUCCUGCACUAAUAACAAUUGUUAUUGUUCGAGUAAUCGAACUCGUAUUUCGUUGCCGUCAUUUUGGCCAUAUUGUUAAAUUUUUCUUCCCUCUCCAAACCUAGGCAGUAUUUAUAUAAACCCUCCUGAUUUUUCUUUUCGGCCAUUGCUUCGAUUUGCUUUUGCAUCGUACUGUCUUUGCCCUCAGGUUCCUGUUGACUCCUGAGUCAGUACGCGACACGCCUGUCACCCUGACGUCAGGGAAUGAUAUUGCCGUUGAUUAUUUGAAAGUAAACCGUUUGUUAACCGGCCAAAGUGACGGUGUGGUCAGUGCUUAAAGGUACACCAUACCAAUGGGCGUCGUUUUGCAACGGAAUUGUUGCCUUCCGAGGGGUAAUUCCCGUAUUGUCAUGAGGAAGUCUACCGUUUGUUGUCGAUUUUUGCUUCACUUGUUGAAAAAAUGUGAACAGACCACGUAACGAUGAGUACUCAACUUGGUUACGUGUCGCUGAGUCGACGUCUUCCAUAAUCUCACUUUAGCCAAACUUAUUUAUUAAAUCCUCUGCGGCCAUCGUUUGGGCCAUUUCACUCGCAAGCUUAGCGCCACCAGCAACGUAAAAAGUGGGAGUUAGAUGAUCUUCUCAACAGUAGGCAUACGUAUGGUCUCUUGGAAAGUCUUCAAAUGCAUUGAACUCCCCCAUUGCUUCCUAUAGCGUAGACAAGUGCGGAGCCGUGCUGCUCGACCAAAAGCUAGAAUUAGAAAAUAUCAUGCGAUCAAGGGUGUUCUGGAUGUCCUUCUCCACUGCGCAUUAAUAAUAAGAAGGAUUUCUGUCUGUGAGAAACAUAUAACGUAAGAUCCGCGUGUAUUGAGAUACCAGUCUCAUGUUCAUAGAUGUGGUUAUUAUAGUGAGCCGGUCGUUGCACAGGCGUAAUUCUGUGGUGGUGAUAACCUACAUAAACAGAAACCGGUCGACUUUCAUCUCCGUCAUGAGGCGAGAGUUGCAGGGGAAAUUACUUUGCGCCGGCUCAUCAUGGUCAGAUCACCACAUAACCAGUCAUUGUGCCGUUACUCAAGGUGGUUGUUUUGUCAGAUCCAAAUCCUCUAUGUCCCAGUGAAUCACAACCCCUCGUAAGUGCACUGCGCAGCUGGCAGACGAGCUCUCAGGUAAUUGUCGCUUUCUCAAAGUUCCGCGUUUCUGGGUCACAGAAUAAAACGAUUACUUGGGUUCCAGACUCGAGACGGUCCAUUUUGUUUCGUAGUGACUGAACACAGUAGCAAGUAACGACUUUCCUUUCGAAGUGCUUAAAAGAUUGAAAUUUUUGUAUGUUCUGGCUCCCGUCUAAUGGCUUUUUUGCCGUAGAGUACGUUUUGAACUUCUUUCCUUUAUUCUUUAAGCAGUCAUCCUUCUCUUAAAUGUUUUCCUGGUAUCUAAUUUGAGAAUAAGACAGCCCACUUUCUCAUUGCUAUCUGCUGGCUCUGUCAUAGUUCCCCUUUUUUGUAGUAUGCACAUGACAUAAGGCACGAGGCCGAUCAGCAGAAUGAAGUCCUGGAUAAGUUGCAGUCAACCAUGGACUCUGCGGGUCAUGUUCUCGGGAACACCGUAGGCCGUGUUUUCGGCAUCCCUGCCAAUCGGUCCAAUAAUCGGAAACUUUGCUGUUACACACCACUUGUCUUUGUCGGGCUGUUCCUUCUGUACCGUUUUGUUCGCCUCUUUGUUUGAAGAUACUUUAUGAUUUCAUGGAGGCCCACUCUAUCCCCUCCCAUCUGCCCUUAUUUUUUACUUCUCAUUGAUUUUCUUACUUCAUCUAAAAGUGCCGCGGGUAGGUAAAUCUUUUGAAGUAUUAAUAUCCUCAUGUCAUCAAUAUCCUUUUUAUGAUACAUGCUUCUUCGCCUAUGAGUUUCCCUGUUAACUUAGGCAUAUGCAACGAGAAUGAUGUAGAUAGUGGCACAUGCUAAGUGUCUUUUUCUUACAUUGGCUAAAGCCGCCCUCGAGAUGCCAGCGUCCAUAAAUUAGUCUUCGCACAUCAUUCCACGCUUCGGAGGGGAUGGAUGCCAGUAGGAGUUAAGCUAGAGCCAUCCACUCUCUUCUCUGUCAUAUUUACCACCAGUGGGUUGUUCGGCUGAUCUCGGACUGUGGGGCACGCGAAACUUGACAGCUGUCUUCGGUUACGGCCGUUUAAAGACGUUUGUACGUUCAAGCCAGUGUGACAAUCCUGGAAGAAAGAGUUGUUUGACCAGCGGGGAAGUGUAUUUUAAGAAAGAGACCUGUGUACCUGUUAUCGUUUGCUUAGGUUUGUUUUGACCGGACGGCAGAUCUACCUCGCCGAUGAAUAAUCUGGUUUAAAUGUAUUGAGACCACCUCUGAGCGGUGUCGAAAAGGUCUACUAAGAACUGUCCCCGCCUUGCUUUUAACACAGGUACUAACUAAAAAAUCUGAAACACCGCCCAUGUAUCGUGUUGCAUACCAAAAUUACGAGGACAAAGCUCAUCCGUUUGAGCAAAUCCCCCUUCUUGUGUGCUUUCUGCUCUAAGUCUGUUUAACAAGUUGUGAUUCGCAGUUUUGCUGGCCGGAGUGGAAUUGUCGUAUCAGGACUUUUCAGGGCCGACCAUAUUUGUAUCAGCAAGUUUCAGCGAAACACGCAGUUUACACGUGCAAGUUACCAGUAAUUAAUACGGGGCAUAUUUAAAGAAGCAGAUUUCUUUCAAAAUCAGGGACUCUCUUGUGGAUUUUUGAAAUGUUGGUGACGAACUAUCGCCGCACGGAAUGGCUAAGAAGUUGCGUUCGCCCCCUGGAAGGUGAUAUGGGAGGAUGACAGAUCGUAGAACCUGAAACGGGUACUGCAGGGCGUGGAUUGGGAGGACUCCAGUUGUUCGCUGACCGUGAGUACGGGGAGGGGAUGAGGCUCAUUAUUAAUUUUAUCUUGGGGAAGGGUAGGCAGUGGCAGCGGGCUCCUGCGAAGGGCAGAUAACAUAAUAUGAUCGCGUCUCGCUCUUCUCGAAGUGGAAGUGGGCUGUAAGAUGCGCUUAUGAGCAUUAGCCUUCUUCAUCUAAGUCAACGCGACAAUACUGCAGCCGCUGGAUUUACAGGCUUCCGGACUCUUUCUGAAGACCCUGUUGAUAAUUUUGGUGGCAUCCCAAUUGAAGCGAUAGCCGCCCAGAAAUGAAUGCACAAAUGUGGGAUGUAGGUGGUCUUGUUGGCGGACAGCCCCUAUAUAUUCAGUGACUGGACUUUUUUUCGACCUGUUUGGCUGAAACACCAAGAACAACUAGAACAUGGGGUCCCUUGGUCAACAAUGCCAUAACUAGCUUUUGAUGUGAAAUCACUGGCCUGGGACCAUGCAAGAAUGGCACAGACUCGUGUGCAAUGAUGGCCCCAACACCCUUGGCUGUUGUGAGGUGCCUUCAGAGGUCCCUCUUAUGUAUGACAGCAUGGAGACCUUCCAGGUCACGUCUGCACCGCUCAUCCUGUCUGCUUGUCCAUGCCUCCCAAAGCUUGGUCAGUCUUCAGCGAAGUACUUAUACUACUCUUUUAGGGUCUCUGCCUCAAUUGCGCCGCGCGUGACCCAUUUCAUGCCUCUCGUGGCUCUCUAGUUUACCAGCCUUAAUUGAUAUCCCUGACGGGUUGGAACAUAAGAAAUACAGAAACUGAAGUCCUGCCUGUCGCUUGGGCUUGUUUUUGCCAUUGCAUUAGGAGUGUUUGGGUCGAUCGUUAACAGCUGUAGCGAAGUAAAGCCUUCGCCUCCUGACCAGUUAGUUCGCAAUUUAAACUGUUUGUUUAGUUGAUCUACUCAUAGCGCUGAAAAUGGAGGUAAAGACCGGUCCGCAAUCGAGGGCGAACGGUGUUGUUCCCGGCAGUAGAUUUUUUUGUUUAGUAUUUUAGCCGUCAUGGGCGUUGACAAGGCUCGCUUGUUCGUACUAGGUGCAGUAUGACCGCCAAUAAUUCGUUGGUGGGCCAUCCGCAUGGAAAAUGUUAAUGAGCAUUAGCAUUGAAGUGCGAAACAGGAAGAACGGGAAUUUUUCAAUUUUUUCGGAAUCUAGGUGCUUCUUGGGUGUAGUGAAUUGCUGUGACCUGCAUCAAUUUGUACUCUCCGCUUGACUAAACAAUAAAAAUGUCCUUUGAGUGUCUUGUUCAGAAUCACUGUGCAUAAGCCAAGACUAUUUUUCUGAGUGUAUAGCAACUGUGUAUUAUUCGGGUACGUUAAACUCCCAGUGGAAUAUCCAUUAAUAUUAGAUUACAGUGAUUUGGGUACCUCUCAUCCUCUCUAGCAAUGGAAUUUUCCAGCCGAUUAAUUGACUUCUUUUCUAGGCGGAGGUUGUAACUUAAUUUUAAUGAAAUGACUGUCCCAAGCAUUAAACUUCGUGCCGCGAAUAAUAUUCAGAAAGCACAACUGCCCUAUGGGCGGCCCACUUGCGUGCUGCUCAGUUCAAGGGGACGGCCGGACCUUGAUGCAUUUGGUGGUUGCCCCAACCUGUCUCUCACUACGAGCUACUUUUAUAUAUGCCCAGGACCAAAACAAGGUUACAUUAACACGCCGCGCAGAGUUCUCGAGAGUCUAUAACUGCUGUCAUACAUAAGGAGACGUAGCAAUAUUUGUAGACGUAUGUCCUCAUGCCGCGUUAGCUACUGCGCCCAAUCCCAGAACCAGGUGGUUGACAUGCACGGAGAGUCCACUGGUGUAUGGAAGAGAGGGAAGGGAUUGAGAUCGACAAUAGGAAACCUAUCCGUCCGGCAGAUCAACUUAAUCAUCACUAUAGUAGAUAGGGCGUUCUCGGACCUAUCACGAGGUCUAGAAACUGUUCUUUGGAAGGUUGCCAACUGACGAAAUAACUCGGUCCCUCGCAUGAUUGAGAGCCAGGCUACAAUGGCUCCUUCAUGUAGCCCCAAGGACACUAAUUCAUGCGAGAUCCUGGCCGUCCUCAUGAAUGCCUGGUAUAUGUUCUAGAAAGGGGUCGUACGUGGCUCGCGUAGAUGCGUUACAUAGAUUCGUUGGCCACUGCGCUCGAGUCUACCCCUUGUAGUCUGAAACUUGCUUUGCGCUCGAGGUCAGGUGGGUGGGAAGAGGAAAACGCGCGUGGAUGCUGUCUAAGUCUGCUUCGUCAUAAACUAGUUCACGCAUAACUCGCCGCACGGUAGACGUUCGCGACGGUCGAACUGUUUGCUGCCAGGAUGCAUAUACAAGCACGCAAGCCAGUACGCAGCAGACAAGUGCCGUACAUAUUAACGCCCUUUCGCAACUCGAAUUCACUGUACUGCCAAUGCAACCAAACCACUCUCGCUCACCAAAACAACGCAGUCACUGUAGAAAUCGUUUUAACUGUGCACGCCCUAACUCCAAAUUAAAAUGUCUCAUUUCCCUUGUAUGGAAUCUUUUCAGCCAUUAGAAGGCUGGCGCUAUAGGAAAUACAUAAUAUGUAACAACGAACGGGAUAAUGGGGUGAAAUCAAACCUGGCUAGUCGAGCGGGCCUUCUCUACCUUCGAUGAGUACUGCUUCCUUAAAAUUUUUGGGGGCAAACAGGCGGCCACAGGCUUACCUCACGGCUACCUUUCGUACUGAUGUUUGUUCAGUAGGGUUGAGGGGGAGGGGGGUUCCCAUCUACUGCUACCUAACAUUUAUGUCCGCUACACAAUGUCCCUUUUAUACCCUUAUACACACAAACUUCUCCUUUCCUUAACCACCUCUGGGUAGUUCGCAUGUGCGGAAAUUGCGCUGUUAACUGCGGGGUUGUCGGUUUCGUGGUUUAAUCCGGUUUCCUGUCAUCAUCAUUCGGUUACAUUAUAUUAAACGCGCACUCUAUUGCACAAGUCCCACUUUCCACCUCCGCCGUCGCCUCCUGCACUUACUUCCCCAAGCAGGCUUGGUCGAGCCUGAAACGCCGACCAGUUUCAGGUUACGGUCAACUUGCCUCCAUCCCACGCAUUCCACUGUCCACAUAACUGAGGCGCCAGCUUCCCCUUUUGUCGGUCAGACUAUCACUUGCGGUAGCAGUUUACUAACGUUUCAGGCCCGGCAUCCACUUCCGGGCGUAUAUAUAAACCCCAAACACCCCCUCACCAUCUUCUGCACCAACCCCCCCCCCCCCAAAAAAACCCCAAAGGCUUAUAACCUACGCCAUCCAAACAUAAGCCUUCCACUUGGGGCAGCAGCUACCAAAGGCUUCAGGCUCUUAAACCACUGCGGUAUUUACAUAAACCCCUUACGCUCCGUCACCAUCUAACCCACCCCUUCCCUCCUUCCCCAAAUGCUUAUCACCUACGCCGUCCUAACAUCAAUCCCGGCAGUCCUUCUCCCUCCCUUUAUACAAACUGUCAGCAUUCGACAACUCCCUCACCGGCUGUUCCCACUUCCGCCUGCUUCACCGUCUACAGUCCCCCCCCCGCAACGUUUGUUAGUUGACCUGAUAUGCCCUUCACGGCGGGUGGUUCAUGUCGCCAGUCAUCAGCUACCCCCCUAUUCCUCCUUACCGUCUGCCAUGGUUGGCAGCUGCCUAAGACCCUCCCCGCGCGCCAUCCUGUUCCCGCUAUAAAGGCCUUCUGUAGUCACUCCCUUUCUGCCCUGUAAGGGUUUACCAACGAGGCUUAGUGGAUGUCAUUGCCUUAUUCUACAUCGGUAAACAUGUUCCCCUACCAAGCCUCCCGGGUAGUCGAUCAUUCGCCCUCCGCACUGUGCGUUGAUGGCUCCGUCACCAUUGUUAGCGAUACCUGCCCAGCCCACAGACAACGUGCGUUCGAUUCUGCCAUUAGCCCCCCCCCCACAGGCCCCCAUCAGCUAACGCAGCCUUACGGUUGAACUUUUCUUAACUGAGUAUCAAACCUUCCCUUAUUCCGGAUGCUUACCAGCACCGUAAACCAGAACACUGCAAUAGCAAAAUGCAACAUUUACUCAAAAAUAGGAAAAGGGAACAACACACUAGACAUACAGCGUAGUACAGAAAAUCGUCCCUGGCUGCCUUGGACAGUGGCUUGCCACAUCACCAGCAGUCAACAGUUAGGUGUGCUAGAAAAGAGUAUGCGAUUACACGCUUGCUGUAUACUGCAGUACCUCAUAUCGCCUUCAGCAUCCUUUUUUGGUAGCGAGUAUCCCCAUUGCCAGCAGGUAACGGCCACAUUCAUUGUAGGUAGGCAUGGAGAGUAAAUGGAGGAAGCACAGAGACUUACCUUCACGUCUUCCGUCUGCGCCUUCGUUGGUUAGCUUAUCCAAUCGCCGUUGGUUGGCUUUCCUUGAUUGGAUAUGCUUCUGCCCAAUUUCGCAGGAACGUUUCCCAGGAAGCUGCCAUGUUGUCGGCCCUUAGGUCGAACCAAAGGCGGUACUGAACCUCAUCUAGGUGGGCCCACACUGCACUGUCACAGACAGGACCAAACUCCUGCAGCUUCCUCUUCAAUCUGCUCCAGUAGGCCGCUACGGCGUUCGUAUGCCGACCCGUUGUGGGAUUAACGAAGACCCUACUGUGGUUGACAGUGUAGUGUGUGUAACCUUCGGACGGUAGGCGGGCAUAACCCUUCCACUUAUCCGUUACGAUAACACUACCAGCAACCACCCACUUCACUAUGACGGGCCUUAGGGCCUGCCAGCUGCGGUUGUUAACCUGCUCGAACAGGGCUUUCCGCCUGCCUGCCUGCCUGUAUCGUACAUACCGAUGACCCACAACUGGCGCCGUGGUCGUCCCUUGUGGUACUUGCGGCGACUUAUAAGCGUUUCGUCUAUCUGCACUUCCGCGCCUGGUCCCCCAGUUUGGGUUACGGCGGAUAGAAGUGCGUGUGAGCAGGCCCCGCGGCAAAUGCUGUACCAUUCCAUGGCAGUAUUUCUACUGACACCUACACUUGCAGCACACCGCUUGGCCCGCACAUCUUCGAAGAACUUAUAGCAUAUACGUAGCAGUGUCUGCAGACUGAGCUUGCUACCAGCGAACAUUGACCCCGUCUGCAGACACCGCUUCCGUCUGCAGUGUCCACAGCGGAAGGCAUAACCGUCCGUAUGCUGCCGCAGCACUUGCAUCUGCACAGUACGCCGAUAUCGGCAUGCUAAUGUGGUGGCCAGCAACCUCCACCGCUGCAGGUACUGAACGACACCUGCUGACUGAAUGACAGCUUGUAUUUCAUCCUCGGCGGUCUGUAUAAUCGCUGAGGACCGCGCCUACGUCCGCCUGCAGUCGGUGACGAUCUAGGUAUAAAAAAGUGUGAGUUUAUAAUACUGCUGGUGUCAACUUAUACAUAUCCCCCACCCCUCUUUUCAUCUAUGUGUGCCCAGAGCAAUUCAUGGUAUACCUAACAAUGAGGUUCAGUUGAAUUAGCGGUAGCUUAUAGAUAGCAGACCAUCAUGCGUUCUGUGCUAGCUAUUCGGACAUAACAUGACUUUCCCUGCAUUUUCUCAUGCUGCUUGUAUCCACCAGGCAAUGUUUUGUCAGCCUCGAAUUCCAGCGUUGAAACAACUAUGUCAUGGUCUGAGCCCCCGAGUGGGCCUAGGGAUGACACUGACGAUGGCAUGCAGCCUCUACAGAAAAUUAGGUCAAGUAUGCUUGAUCCUCGGGUGGGAAAAUCGACAGCCUGAGUCCACAUCCCAACAUCCUCAGCCUCGAGAAAGUCUUCGAACCUUCUGGGGCCUAUAGGCGGAGACCAGCGGACUUCGGGGAGCUUAAAGUCGCCCUCAACCAAUUGAUACUUAAAGCUUGAGUCGGCCGCAACAUGAAAUGCCUGUGAGAGUAAACGAUCAAAAUUUUCGUUGGCGUUGGGAGGGCGAUAGACGCAGCCAACGAAUAAGGCAAACUUAUUUUUUAGUGCAAAUUGGAUCCAGCAGCUACUUUCUACUGCGUAAAUUGAGGGGUCAAGCGGCCAAAAUGUAAGUGUUUGUUUAACGUAGACGCAACUGCCCCCACCGCGGCUGUCUUGGCGAUCAUUUCGAAUGCAAUUUUAGCUACGUAGGCUGACGCCCAGUUACAGUGUCAGUUACUAAAACAAUAUCUAGACAAUGGACGAACACCAGAGUCUGAAGCAAAGGCAUCUUAUUAAGCAAGAUCAGGCAUUUAAAUCAAAAAGUUUCAGGGGAAAGGCUGUUUGCUUCUGAGGGAGGUGGGCUACGUCGUCCAAUGCUGGGCUGCCCACGGAGCAAACGGUCCGGAUUUACCCAUCCGGGUCUGCAAAAAAUUUUGUGGCAUCAAAAGAUUCUGACGAGGAGAAAAAGGGGUAAGACUUGGGUGAGGAAAUGACGGGCAGGUAAGAUGGUAACCGUUGAUAGCUAACUUAUUUUCAGCUGGAAAUCCGCAGGCCAGAUACUGCAGAACAUUUCUGCCGGAAUGAAACUGACGAUCGGGUGAGCUAACUGAUCCAGUAUGGACAUUAGUGUGAGGAAUACAUUGGUAAAACGGCUGUGGAGGAAACAAGUUAGGGGGUGGGCGAGGCAUUGUUUCCCUUAGAGCAAGAAUUCUAUUAAACGGCGGGAAAUCGGCAUAUUCGGCCUAACAGCGUCGAUAUGAGGGCUGGGAGGCAGUUGGAAACACACGACGUUUUGAGUUGGGUUGUUUGAAGCACUAUUAGCCGAUUGUGGAGGAAAAGAUUUUAUAAUGAUGCUGGAUUUAUCGGGUGUCCGAAUGCCUGAGACAGCAAGUGGAUUUGCCUUUGACUUAGACGCAUGCUUAGGCUUACUAGGGGUUGCUGGGGGAGUCGAUAGAGGCGUGUUUAUAUCAGGUCUGUUGUUGCUUCUAAAGAUCUCAACAUCAAUAGUAGUCGAAUUCCCUACGGAAUUGACUAUGCCGUGACGUGCAGAGGCCGCAAAUGGUGUUAUAGAGGACUUAUUCAAACUGACAGUAGGUGUCAUUAUCUUGGUGUUGGUUUUUGCCGAUUUUAAUUUAUUCAGUAUUCGCUGCGGUGGAGUGAGGUCUGGCGAAACGGAGCUGCGCCAUUUCCCUAGAAUGCCCUAGUUAUCUCCCUCCUCGACAAGAUAAAAUCGACUUCUAUCAUGGAGAAAAGGGUAACCAGUAUCGGCGCAUUACGGCUAUGCGAGCGCAGUCGUUUAGCUUCUGCGACACUGUAGGAACAAAUGCACUCCCUCCAUAGCAGAUAAGUGGCUCGGAAUGGUCCGCAGUACGAAAUUAUGCUUGCGUAUAAUUCUUUCCUCAGUUUCCGAACUUAUUACCCCAAUAAGUUCAGAAGCUUAUUCAAUUGCUUUUUCAGAAGUACUGUUUAUGCCGCCAUAUAUCAACUGAUCAAGUAUUUCGUCAGCUGAUGGCCUGCUACGACUAGCAGAGACGUAUUUUUGGACGAUUGAAGGGUCAAGAGCUUGUACAUGUACUAAAGGAAUUUGGGAGUUAAUCACAUCUGCAGAAGGCGAAGAACAUGUCCUGACACCUGGUAUGUCCUCGGUCACAAUUCUAGCACCCAGAGACGGCGGGGAGACCGCAGGCUUUCGUCUUUUAGCACGUGCUCUGCGGGACAUUACAGACAAGAUAAGUUUUUCGUUGCAGUACAUGGAUCAAAACGUUGAUAGCAUACAGAAAAGCGCACUGAAUAGCAAGUACUAGUGUCAUUUAACUACGAAAACUAGAAAGACAUGGUAUGGAACGGAGUCACUACGAAGGUUUUUUACAAAAUACGAUUAUUUAACCAGACUCUCCAACAAAACUGUGAAAAAUUAUAUCUUGUAGUGAAAGGCGAUUUUAAAAACGAAUAAAGUAAACAAACAGGCGUUAACUGCACUAAAAACGUUCGAUUUCUAUUCAGUGGACAGAUAUACAGACAAAUUGAUGGAGUGGCAAUGGGAAGUCCACUCGGUCCAACCCUUGCCGACAUUUUUAUGGGUCACCUAGAACAAAAGUUCUCAGAAAAACUGAAUAGGAAAACUCUGUACAAAAGGUAUGUAGACGACAUUUUUGCUAUUGUUGAUAACGACGAUGAAGCCGAAGACCUACUUGUUGCCAUGAACAGUCUCCAUCCUAAGAUUAGAUUCACAAUGGAGAAGGAGCAGUGCAACAAGCUCUCUUUCCUGGAUGUCCUCAUGACUAGACAGGAAGAUGGUUCAGUACGGCGAUCUGUUUUCCACAAAGACACAUGGAAAGGCCAAUACCUACACUUCUUCAGCUUUGUGCCGAUACAACGAAAGCGAAAUUUGGUUUACACUCUAUUCCAAAGAGCAAGAAAGAUUUGCUCUAUUGAAACGCUGGAUGAUGAAAUUUCUUGCCUAAAAACAGCCCUGCUUAAACGGGGAUAUCCAACACGAUUCAUUGAAAAGUACAGCAACACUUUGCGGCCAAAACUGACGGAGCAAUCUGUUCCGAAAAAGCCCGUUAUAAUAUCCUUACCCUUUAGGGGCGACAACAUCUCUAAUACCAUCAAGCGGCGAUUGAGAUGCGCUAUUGAAAGAACUUACAACUCAGCUGAACUCAUCUUCUACAGUUCUACUAAGGCUAUCGAAGUUCCACGGGCGAAGGAUGCCUUGCCACUGCACGCCACGUCAAAUUUUGUUUACGAAUUUACAUGUACUUGUGGGUGCAAGUACAUUGGGCGAACGCAAAGGCAACUGGCAGCCAGAGCAGUUGAGCACCUGCCUAAAUGGCUUCUAAAGCAGGAGAACAAGACUCCACGGUCUUCCAUUACAAAACAUCUCCUUGAUAGUGGCCAUUCGGUUGACCCUAAGACGUCUUUUCGAGUAUUAGUUCGAGCACGAACUACUCGGUUAUUGCGCUACGUGGAGGCAGCCUGUAUACGGCGGGAGAAACCCGACCUAUGUAAACAGUUAGACCACGUGGUCGACCUCAGCUUGCCCUGGUAAACCCGAGCCCCUUUUGAAUUUCGAAUUCUGCUGUCAUUGCUUGCUUUAAAUUCAUUCCGGGGAAAUAUUCCUUCAAUAUCCAAGUUAAUGCAAAGCUCCGCUUAUCUUUGAAACUGAGUUGGUUGACACCUCAAAAGUUCAAAAAUCGCAACAAAGGUAGGGUUCAUUAGACUAGACAUGUUGUACUGAGGCUAUGAGGUGUACAGACAACCCAGCAAGCAAAUGUAGUUAGAGUUCUUGUAGCGGCCCUACUCCGAGCGCCUGUCGCUAUGCUGGGCCUUACUCGAGUGUCUGCACGUGUGCCCCAAGGUUGUUCAGCUUUCGCCCAUUCGGCUUUUCAGCUAGCCCGUCAGAUUCAAGGCCGAGUCAGACGUGUCCUGGCUUGAGACGUUUUGACGCAUUUCCUGGCACACACGGAGAACGCUGCCCUCCUGGACCCGGCGUAACAUCCCUCUGGCUGCCAACUUUCCCAGCCCCUUUUCCAGUAGUUCUGUACAGGAUAUACAAUCUUUCCGACUGGUUCUAUCCUCUCUGAGCAUUCGGGACCGAGCCUGAAGUUUGAAUUAGUUAGGCUGUCAGUCUCGACCUAUGCUUCUACGAUAUUCUCACUAGUCAAGUGUGUGGUUACGCUGAGGGGCGCACUCGUUUGUCUAAAUAGUAUCCGUCCGUAGACAAUCGAGGAAGUACACGCCGUUGAUUAGUCGAGAGCUCCCACCAGACUAGUGUCAAUUUAUACCCGAAUCCUGUAGAGAGAUUAUAGGGAGCGUGAAGUUAACAGAAAGGCUGCAUAAGUAGGUCGUUGUGCCGGCGACCAAGAGGACAGACUGUAAACAGUUCAGUGUUUCACAUAGCUAAACAUACCAUUUACGUGUGUCAAACGCAACCUAGUCCGCACUAGAUGCACCAAGCCUGCUCGAAGGGCAUUCUCCAACUUGCGUGAACGUUGCAUGCCCUGAAAUGCAUCGUUCUACCCGCCAAAUAGGUGAUGGCAAAACCAAUCGCAUGCUUGCUGCAAGCCAGAGAUGCAAUAACAUGGCAUGUCAAUAACGCGCAUGUUAUAGAGUUUGUUCAUAGUAGGUUAAAUGGCACUGGAUCGGCAUGCUUUCGUAGCCUUUCCUCUCGAACUAUAUGUAAGGAUAUUUAAUACGUUGGUUAGACCGCACGGACCGAAUUUGGAAUACAGCAUGCCACUAUGGCUGCCCUGGAUGAAGAAAUACAACGAUCUCAUCGAGAACCAAGAAUACUUGAUCCAAUUUUCUGUAGAUAUUGCGUGUCUUUGUCAGUGUCAUCUACUGGCCGACUCGGGGCUCAGGCCAUAACAGAAUUGAUUCUACGUUAGAACUAGAGGCUGAUACAAUUUUGGAUGAAGAAAUAUAAUGGUCCCAUCAAGCAGACGGAACCUAGGGCAAAGGUCCAGCAGACGGUCUUAUGACCCUGCAGAUCGCGACAUUGUGCUCAAACUCCUAAUGAGUGAUGCGAUAUGAACCCACAUAUCUGCGCGGCUUUGGCAGAGGUUCUAACUGUAUAGGGUGAUAAAGCAAAUUCGUUUGUAUAACUUAAAUCUAGGUCUUUUAUGGUGAAGCAUUCUCAGAAUGGGUUAUUCUGAAAAAUUGUGGGACCAGGAAGUUUGGUAGGACCAAAAGACAUGAAACUACACUUGGAUGAUGCAAACUCCAUCUGCCAUGUCGAACCCCAUAUGCAUAAGCAUAGAAAAUCGGCAUUCAUUUUUUCAACACAAAUAUUUGCGGUGUCCUUAGAAUAUGAGUGAACACACUUGAGGUCAUCGGCAUAAAUAAAAGUUUGCAAAUUUCUGAGUUCAGUCGAAAUAUCGUUGAUGUAAAGCAGGGGGAAUAUCACACCCAGAAUCGUGCCUUGAAGUACGCCACUCAUGAUCGUCUGAGGUGUCGAGUUGCUAUUACCGACCAUGACUUUCUGAUAUUGGUUGGAUAGAUAUGAUCUGAUGAAGGCGAGUAGAGGCGGCCGGAUACCGAGAGCUUCCAAUUUUACUAAAGGACGUCUAUGGGACACCUUGUCAAAGGCUUUGUUAGGAUCAAAGGAGAUAAAUGCUGUUCAUUACGAAGAGAAGUGAUUUGAUUGAGAAAUGCCAAGUGACAAGUUUUGCAAGAUCUUUCAGGUAAAAUCAAUGAUGAUUAGAGCUGAGACGCUGAUUAGCCAGAUAGAAGUCAAUAAUCCCAUUGUAAAUGAUCCUUUCAAGAUGUUUUGUUAGAGAUGGUGUUUUGUGCACUCCCUGAUAGUUAUUAACAUCGGACCGAGAUCCAGACUUGAAGACGGAAAUGAUAAUUGACGUUUUCCAUGUCUCAGGAAAGAAAUCCUUUGAAAGAUAAACCGAGAAUAACUGGCUAAGCAAUAUGGGAAGUUCGGAUGCUUGUUUAAUAGUCGAAUUUGGAAUCGUGUCUGUUCCCGAGCAGUGUGAGUUUGUCAAACGAAUUAUGUAUUUCUCAGUUAGGUCUGAGGAGACAUCGAUUGUACUCAGUGUCCUAUCUGAAAGUGAAUGAAAGAAAGGGGCUGUGUGGGACUCAGUAGUAAUGUGUCUUGCAAAGAAGACACUAAACAACUCCGUCUUGCCAGUGUCAUCGAUGAGGAAGAUUCUGUUAUCGUUUAUCAGGACUGUAGUUAAUGACCACGCUCAGAGGUAGGCCGAUGAAGGAAGAUGUUAGCGACGGAUUUGGCAGGGUUCGGAUCGCUGAGGGCAAGUGAUUCUCUUUGUCUGCCGCGCGCUAUGCGCAUCCUUGAGGCCAUUUCGAAAACCUCUGUAAUUCUAAGAUGAAAGAAUAAGUAACUAGUGGAUAGGUCUCGCAGGUGUCGUCUCAACUUUUAAUCUGUUGCGAAGAAAAUAGGAACAAGGGAAUCCGCAGAAUUCGACUUGAGUUAUCUACGCGGCAUUAACUCUAGGAUGCCCUUGGAAACAUCGGACAUGGCAUCGCGAAGAAUGGCUGCAUCGCUACAAGAAUGAAAGCCAAACCCAUCCAAUGAUCUUAUAUAGUUAUUUAUCAAGUCGUGGUCUACGCAAUCGUAGUUUGUGUAAGUCCGAACGUUGCUGGUCUUUUUUGAAAAGGCAAGCGGUAAGCAACAAUGAAUUAAUACGUGGUCGCUGUCAAAGAGGUCCUUUUUUAAAGUAACAAAAAGAGGAGCAAUGACAUUGGUAAAGAUUAGAUCUAAAAUGUGUUUCUCUUGUUGGAGUGAGCACCAGUUGGGACCAGUUAGAAUAAUUGAAAAUAUCUUGAAAGAGCUUGAAUCUAGGUGGACAGUUAUUGGAAUGCCAGUUUAUUUCAGAAAGGUUAAAAUCCGCAGUGAUUAUUUUAAUAUCGGAAGCAGCUUCAAAAUUAAUUUAAAGAUUUCACAGAGUUGUGAAUCAUCACUAGCUGAAGAUUUUGGGUGGUUGUAGAUACAGCCAGCCAUUGUCCUUCUUUGCGGCGGGGGAAUAACAGAUGCAGAGCGGAAGUUUCCCAUGAAUGAAGAGGCGUUCAAGUAAUAGGGGCAGUGCUCAAGUUAAGAUCUAAUAUAAAGAAGAUGACCACACCCACGCCUAGUCAUGCACUUUUGACGGUAAAACUCGAGGUUAUCUAUAAGAAGGACAGAGUCAGGAAUUAGAGAAUGGGUCCAAGAUUCUGCUACACAUAUAAUAUCAGACGGCAUUUCGAGAACAAUGGCUCUGAUCUGGGCCAUCUUGUUUAUAACAGACCUAGCAUUCAAUAAUAUAAUAUCCAAUGUGUUUCGAAAAGCAAGGCUGUUGUCGACGGUAUUUUGAAAAAAUAAAUCUGGAGGCGGAUAUGUAAGCUAUGAAGUUAUAAUGCUUGGAGAAUAAGCACCAGUUAGUAUGUGUUGGCAAUUUCCCCUCAAUAAGGGCUCCAAGAACAAAAACCUGGAGCCUAACGAGACAUGAUACAUGAGUUGGAGACUACGGUGCUUGUAGAUCUCAGUAAGAAUCGCGUCUGAUUCGGGCGCUUUCCCGGUAGAAAGUUGCUGCAUGGCCCUGAUGGUUUCGUGGAUGGAAGGCGGGACGGAGGUCGGCGUUCGUCCCCACCUAAGGCAGAAGGGCGUUGACGGUGUCGUAGGCGGUAGAGGGUCGUUUGAGGACGCCUCUAAAGUGAUCGGUCCAUCGCUGUAGAAUUUGUAUCUUCUCUGUUAGUAUGGUACUGCCGUCGGCGCUGGGAUAAGCAUCAGUACCUAUGGCUGGCGGGCGGUAGACAGCCUUGAUCGCUGUGAAGAAGUUCAUCCAGUAGUUGCGGUCCGAGUACCCUUGGAUCUCCUCGGCCUUUCCUGUCGUCCAAGCGUCCUGCAUCUCGCUCAGCCGCUGUUGCAGAAUGUGGCGUCUACGGUGGAAUGUUGCUUUGUUGUCUUCAAUAGGGCGGUUGAAGUAGGCAUUAUGCAGGCCGUUCUUCUCGGCGAACAGGUUGCUGAUGACAGCGUCGUUGUCCUCGAACCAGCCCUGGUGUUGGCGACGUGCGUGACGGAGGACAGGCCGCGGCGGUCAACUGGACUGUGUCCCCUGGUUGGAACCACCGGCUGUCCAUGCAGGCGUUCUUCCCGAUUGUGACGCCGGCGACUGGAAGGUUGGCUAGCCGCUAAGCCAGCUCAUUGCUGAAGUGGAAAUGGUCAGCAGGCAAAGACAAAAGAGCAAUGUUAGGCCUACUUGGGGGUCGCUUACCUCGAGGUCUCCUGAAAUGCUGUAGACGCAUCCGCAUCUCGGAGAUGGCGAGGCGAUGAUCGGCCCACACGACAGCACACGGAAUCAAUCACCCAGCAAAUCCCGCCGACCCCGCCUACGGACGAUAACAAAGUCAAGCAGGUGCCAAUGUCAUGAUCGAGGAUGCAUCCAGUUGGCCUUCUCUCACAUCGGGAGGCUGAAGGUGAUCGUCGGGAUGAGCCGAUGUUCUGCCAAGGUUAUUAGGAGGAACAGGUCUGUGUCGUUGGAGUCGUUGAGACCAUGGGGACCUAGCACUCUUGUCCAGGCAGCAUGGUCUGUGCCGACGCGGGCGUUGGAGUCACCAAGGACACUAAACUAGUCCACCUUCGGGCAUUCUCCCGGAGGGAGUGCAGGUCCUCGUAGAAUUUGUUCCUCUCCUCGUCAGGGCUGGUCAUCUGCGAGGUUUAGACACUGAAGAUGGUGGCGAAUUUGCCUCUCCGAAGAGACAGGCGGAGGCCUAUUAGGCGAUUGUCGACACCUUGCGGCAGACAGGGCGAGAAGGGAGAAGAGAGAGAGAGAGUUGAUGCUCGUUUGGUUGUCUCGACCGUGAGUUUUGCAUUUGCUCUCAUGGUCAGCCUGCAGGUGACGUAGGUCCCCAGUAUUUGUUCAGGGCAACUUUUCUAGCCCAAUUCCCCUUGCAGGGGUAGCAGUGCCCUCCCUGGAUAGGGCUGUUCAGUUGUCCCAGAUGGCUGCCGAACUAUACUAUGGGCCACGACUUUUGAUUAUUGGUAGAACGACCCCAAUUAGCCUGGGACUACCUACGACAUCGCCGUAAGUCUGAUGAGAGGGAAGCGGAUAUGGGGAAGGGUAUAGAGAUGGGAAGCAGAACUUUCACAUUCCUAUCUAGGCCAACCGGUUGUCGAAAUAUAUAAGCGUUGAGCAGACAAAUACAACAGCUCGGCAUUUAGCCUACGGUAAGGACGAGCACGAACAAGUAGACAAAAAGCAAGCAGGCCAGAACAGUAGAAGUCAAAGGCAACAGAGGAAAAACAGUGGUAUUUUGCUUUCAAAAAGGACAGACAAAAACAUGCAGACACAGAGCAAACAGACAAGAACAGGCAAAACAAAAGGCAGCAGAGCAUCUUCGCUUACCUGGGAGCUCACUUACCUUGUGGCCUCCUACGGUGUUCCAGAUUAGGCCACAUCAAGAAGAUGCCAAAUGCCGGCCAUUGAAGGCGAGAUUAUCGUGUACGGAGAGGCACCCACAGAUGCCGUCAUCUGGUUUAGCGCGACGGUCGCGGCGGUUACCGGGAUGUGGCAACAGGAGGAACAUCGCUUCGGCGAACUACAUGAGACGGUUGGGCGCCAGCAAAUGGACGUUAGGUGUAGUAUUCAUCUGCAAGCAAGCGAGCGACCUACGACGAGCGUCACAUGGACCCACCGAUAGACACCCUUACACUCCUCCCUCAAACAUGCGGACUGACUGCAUCCCAACCCCAACUGAUCCUCCCAGGUAUUACUUCAGGCCCGGACAACUCGGAUAUUGCGCUGCCUGGAGACAGCCAUCGUACGGAGGGAGAAACCCGUCCUGUGCAAACGGUUAGACCACGUGGUCAACCACAGUUUGGCCUGAUAAGUCCAGGGCCUUUGAGUUGUACACCCCGUCUGGAUGCUAACUUCCCCAUUUUCUUUCCGAAUUUGUGUUUCCAAGUUACCAUUUUUACUGAUUUGUAGCUCAAGACAGAAUGAACAAGUUGUUUAUGUGAAGUGAAGGACACUUUUGGAGCGGACAGAGGAUGCGGAUGAUGGGAUGGAGUGUCAGUGGAGAUGCCGGUGCUCCUUCCAUUCGGAGUUAUUGACAAGCGUCCCCGCAGCUAUCAUUAUAUCAAGUCGUUUUGUUUUCUCGAGCCCAAUACCAAUGUCCCCACAUCUUUCCCCUGCAGUACUCCCACCCAUUGGUCUUACAGACGCGACAAAACCCUCCCAACUCCAAAUGGGGGCACAGCAUAUGCAACACUCCCUUCUGUUUUGUGUUGUAUUUUCAUUCCCCCCGUUUACAUGAAUACUUCCUUGAAAGGUUUUAUUAUGCCUCCACUACUUCUUUAGUUUUCAACAUGUGUGCUCAGCGUGAUGCUUACCAACAUCUAGGUUGUCGGCCCCUGUAGAUUAAUCUGCGUGCAGUAAAUGAUGGGCUUUCUUGUAUUGAUUUUCUCUGUGGAAGUUCAACUCUCUGUAUCCUUCUCAACCGUUAUCCCUGUUACGCAGCGACAGGUUGCAGUUAAUAAGCCAUCCCGAAAUUUGUUGUUUCCAAUGAAUUAUGCUGUCUAUGCUGGCUUCAAAUUCACAGCAGGGAAAUAUUGCUCCAAAGACGAAAAGCCUUCGGACUGCCCAUUUGUGGAGAAUUAGUGACCUAGAGAGCAUGCGGAUAAAGUCCAAGGAGCUUGCAACCCAAUACCUAAACCAUAGACACACGAGCACAAUUCUGGGUUGUGAAUACAAGCAAAUGACAAAGUUCAGUAUGCUAAAGAAAACAAAGUAAAAUGAUAAUUCCAAUGAAAAUUUAUUAACAGACUACGUUUCAUUGCUGGUAAUUCUUACUGACCAUGGGAAAUUCUUACCGUUUGCCGUAAAUUCACCGGUAAUGGUGAUUAACGUUAAUCAGGUCAACUGACAGACACAUCCCUACUCACAUAUCUAACCGAAUAACGCUGCUGGACUGGAAGCUAAAAACCAAGGAAAAUCCAAAGUUUAGCCGGGUUGACUGAGAUUUCUAUAACAGGGGACCAUGUUCUAAGUUACCUACUAUCAUUUUCUUCGAAGAACCUCAAGUCUUCGUAGUUAUUAUGUAUGCCGUCUUCACAUCAGUCACCUAAAUUGUAAACGCAGAAUCAGUGCCUGUUCUAGUGCUAGAGCGCACGUGUUAGAGGGUAGUAACCAAACCAACUUUUUGGAGAACGAGGACUUAGCAUAAGGAAAUCCUGUAAGCAAUUCCAAUUUGAAAUUCUUGCCGUUUCAACCGUUUCGGCAUAAACUCAUGGUUGUGGUUUACUAUAAAGGACGUUGCCGUAAUUCCAUCAAUCCUUCUACGAGCCACAUUAAAAACAUUCGGGCACUUUUUGCCUUUAUACGGCAGUCGGUUGCAUAAGAAUUCACAUACUUUGAUACUGGUUGCUUGACCUAGUUGCUAAAUGGCAUCUUUCGAUUCGCUAAGUGACUGAAAGUAUCACCCAGACAUAAUUUCGCAAAAAUUAAGCUCGAGAAGGAUAGUAGAAGCCAUCGCAACCCACGUGAAAAUGUUUGACCCAUUGCGUGGGUAUCGGCGGAAAUGUUCCGCAAAAUGUUCGUAUUAAUCGCUCCCAUCAGAUAACAAGCAGAACGUAGGUAGCCAAAUUUGGACUACCAGUACAGGGCUUGCCACAUGUUAUUACUUGUAAUCAGGGUCUUUUUUGCGUCCGCCGUCUGUUAUUGUUUAACUUCCGUCGGUUGAUAGCGGUUUAGUUGUGUUUUGUCAUCGUUGAAUACUUUCGUCAGUCCUCAAAACUUAAGUUUUGCACCGCUUUACAAAUUGAUGGCGGUGGUUGGAUGUCUUCAGAUGAUUAUUACCACUGUCAGUCUGUUGCCUGAAUCUGUCUUUUUCUCUCCAGCUCUGCCGGACCUCCCAUCUGGUAUCUGACAGGUAUCGCGAUACCGCGGCUAUAUGGCCGAUCGGAUGUAGAUGGCUUUUGUAUGAUACCCUUUGGCUUGUCGAACGCGCCGGCCACAUUCCAGUGCCCCGUGGCGGCAGUAACGUGCGAUGUAGUCCUUCAGGUCUGACUCAUUUACCUCGAUGACAUUAUCGUCCACGGGAAGUCCCUUGAUGAGCAUAAUUCACGUCUUGGAGUGAUUCUGUUGAGGUUAAUGCGCACAGGCCUUGCAAUGGAAACGGGGAAGUACAAGUUUCAAAGAAGAGCGUAUGAUCGCUGGAGUAACAGGCUUAUUUGUAUUUGGAUUAGGAGUAUCUUCGUGGACUUUGAGAGUAAAACAACAACAGCUGCGUAGUCUUGCAACAAGUACGUGGGACUUGCACUUUUUCUCCUUUUCGCGAAGUAUAAGUUUCCUCGUAGACAAACUCUAAUCUCUGGGCACAUCUUGUUGGCAUUGGACAUACAUGAAAACCCAGACAGAAUGUCCCUUUACUUGAUUUACCGACGCCCAAGGCGUCCCGGCAGUUCUUGACUUCAUUGGGUUUUCCUCCUGCUAUAAGUUAGUUCGACGGUUUGCUGACAUCUACGCACCUUUUCAUCGACUGACUGAGAAGUCCAGGCUUUUCUUAUGUGCCGAACAGUACGAGUAUGUAUUCAACGAACUCGAUGCGACUUUCACCUCCCGAACUGACGGUUGAUUUUUCCCUGAAACCAGUGACAACGUGAGAAACGUUGGAGUCCUUUUUUCAACAGGCUACUAAUGGAGAAAAAGGAGAUGGUUUUUUGCCUGCCGACUGUUAGGCAGACACAAACAGUGGUAUGGUAUUAUGUUUGGUGAGAUUCUGGGAUCGGUAUAUUUUACCCAGCACUUUUACUUCGAAGUUCGUGCAGAACAUAAUGCCUUGGAGGGGCUGCAAAAGUUCCUUGACCCAGAAGGACAGAUGGCUCAGGCGCCACUAUUAGAAUAAGAUUUUACGCUUAUUUACUACCUACCUGUGAGAUAUCGAAAUGCCGAGGCCCUCUCUUACGUUCGGUCACCGGUGGUCACAAUUUGUCGUUUCACCUGCCGGCGCACAACUGUGGACCAAUCCUUAGGCCGACCACCCGGUUAUUUUCGAUAAUUACGUGGGACCUAGAACCUAGCAAAUAAAUGGAAAAGAAUUCAGCCUCCGCGCGUGCGCUUAGGUGUUAUUAGACUAGACUACGGAUUGAUAGUCGCGCUGUUUUUGAGGGCUUGUUAAGCCAGGGACGAAGGUACAGGGUACUGCAAAUGGCAUAUACUACCAGCCCGACACGCGACCCAGCGGAAAACAGAGUUAUUUAUUCGUGGGCGUUUUUGUUGGCUCACGACUCACUGAGAUUUAUCCUACUGCAGCAUUGCCAUUUUUUCCCUUGGACGAAGUCAUCUAUCCCCUCACCACAGGCGGCGCUACGCCUUACAUUUAUAAACGUACUCAACCACAGGAUUUAAGUUGGUAUAAUUUGAUCAGUACUGCCCACUCAUCGCGAUAAUCUCUUCGUAUUCGUGAUUAAUGGCUACUUCCUGAAGUUGUGCGAGGAAAUACCUCUCCAUCAACAGGGCACGAAGUCAGUAGCAGCAUCCAUCAUCAUCGAGUGGGUCAGCCAGCAUGGAGCGCCCACAGUAAGACCGGUUGAGGCACGCCUUUUUAAAACCACCUGGCUAAAUUUCGUUCCUUACCCCGUAUCCGGAAGAUAGGGACUAAUCCUCGUCGUUGAGAGGAGAAUGGACUUUCCGGACGGACGGACAGAACGUUCGCGAGAACGUGGGCUGCUUUUGCUGAACUUGACGUCUCGUACCUGUCAUGGUACUUGUCGGCAUACCUUGCCUCCGUUCACGACUCGACAAGAUUUUCUCUCGCCUUGUUGCAACCCGACCACGAACUGGCAUGUUGACGUAUACAAAUCUACACGUCGAUAAUUCCCGCUGAGGGAAUUUAUGUCGGUGAUUACGCCCGACUGCCCAAGGAAGCUCGUUGCCGAAAACAUCCCAGUAGCUUAACAUUAACAAAAGCCAUGCUAAGGCUGACGCCGAACCGGGCCGGGAUACCAUGUUGGCGAUUCCCUGUUUGUGGGGCCGCAAUCACCCUUCUGGCUGUUGUCAAGUUCUACCGGUUCUGACGAGGUCGACCGUCCUUCGUCCCUCCGUCCCUCCAAUUCGUGCGGCAGUUUUAGUUGCAGUCACGCGUUUUGAGCCUCGGUGGUCAUCGAGUUUCGCACCACGCUGCAUUUUGCCCGUAAUUAUUGUGCGUGGUGUCCUGCCCACUCAGCAUGUGUAGACCAUAAUGUGGUAUAGGGUUCGCUUGGCAGCCUAAAAUAGUUAUCAGUCAAGUCUAAACUUUGUGUUUUCAUAAUAUCACUAGAUGGUCGGCUUAAGGCCCAGAAAGAAAGUACCUGAGUCUCGUAAAAGAUGCACGAAAUAAAUCAAAGCUAUUAAUGCAAAUAGUCUGCCCGAUUUGCUUGGGUUUAAAUUUUGGCUUACACAAAGAAUAAGCCACGUUUCCUGGGCAGGAUCCUACCAAAUACUCCGCUAGUCGCCGGGCUUCAGGACUUUCGUUUGACGGCGAUGUGGGUUUCUAUGUUAAUCGCCAGGGCUUGUGCUAAAUUGUAAUAGCGGCGACCUUGUGUGCCGCUUGUAGGUGUCCCUUAUGCAUUACCUGCUCACUACAUCUGAAUUCUAUAUUUAAAUAGUACUUAUAGUCUUCUGAAAUCCGGUUUGGAAUAAUGAUUGCAUAUUUACAGUGUGGCUAAAUCGACUACAGUCCACUUACUGUCGUAUGUCAUGCGACUCUUGCACUUACUGCCAGAGAUGACGACCUGACUUCGUGCAGUGACCGGUGACUGCUGAGAACUCGCAAACUACAGCCGACGUUAAUAUUUAGGUGGGGUAAGUAGUAACACAGUGUGCCUUUUGUUGCUCUCUCGACCUAUGCACUUGUCACUCGCCGAAUUGGUUUCUGUGAAAUGUGACGGACAGGGCAAACAGAACUGGAGUAACCAUUGCUUUCUUGUUUGUCACGCUCACCCAGUCAUGUCCCAGACUAAGACGACCUAGUGCUCAAAGACGUACCCAUUGACCAUUGAAUGGUAGGUCAAAGGCCGUGUAACUGAGUCCUGUGUCAUCGCGGCCCUGUGUUGACAUCGUCUUUCUGAUACCAGUCAGUAGGCUGAGAAUAAACGACCUGUCUCUGAUUUCGCCAACAGCGUUUCGUCGUCCUCGAUUUCCCUAUGCUGUAUGACCGGCUGUAGAGGAUCUAUACUUAGGCUUCAUGACAAAACAGAGCCGUUUAUGUUCUGUCUUGCAAUCUAGACGGUUGAGGAACACCACUCUGAUGUGGUUUAGAUGGUUUGCGAUCAUUUUCACGCAGAACGCUUAAAUCAACUGUAUUAGCGCCUUCGCCACAUUGAAAUCUGUCUUUUACGCUACACCACUAUCCUUUUCCCUAAUCUUAUCAUAUGACAUCUCAGUUACGUAAUCAUCCAGGCGCAGUCAUCGCUUCUAGCGCAUUGCCUUAAUGGACUUUUUUGCUCCCUACAUGAUUGGCCGCCCUUUUCUCAUCUUUAUCAUCUCCCCUGCUCUGUUUGUUGAGGCGCCUUUAUUGGGUGAUUGUUCUUUGCUGUCCAUAUGUUUGAUUUUAGCAUUUUAUUCGUGUAUUUAGGGGACUCUGACAACACAGCUCGCCAUAUCGUUUCUCUUUAUAACGACCAUCAAGUCGCCCUUAGUGAAGAUUUCCUUGUACAUCCGCUUAGUGCCGUAUUACCGAGUCGAUGUAGCUGUCUCUCCGUUAAGCUCGAUUGAUACAGCUUAUUCACACGUUGUGUUAGAGGUCGCAUUGUCCACCUCUGCUUCCUUUCCUCGUUACAGAAUUUUUUGAAAUUAUUUUUUGGAAUUUCCACUCUUUUGACUUCUGCUGGCGUCACAUAACCAUGUUUUUUAUCGCGGUCUGUAGAAACUACCAAAUACACUGUCGAAUUACCAUUGCUAACUUGGGUCAACCGUCUUCCAUUUUAAGUUUCUUUUGACCCUCGACUUCCCCGUUUUAUAUCAAUAGUAUCUAAACUUUGUAGUCCGCGAUUAUAGGAUGUAGGCAGCAACAAACCGGUAGUACGAUAAAUGGCAAGAAUUUAAGAAGUUAUGUGGAAAUUUUUAUGCCAUUUUUGUUGCGCUCUGCGCCAGUAUCACAGCGACUCUGCUUUCUUUCGUAUCCUCUCCUAAUGACUGUUUUUUAAUGCUGUCCUAUAUAAGGUUUCCCUAUUCUGUGGUCAUUGAGACCGGGUUGGUUGCUUAUGGUCAGGCAUCUGUCUUGGUAGAUUUUUUUCUGCAAAUAAAAUCGCUAACCAGAAGCUACCACAGGAACAAAGCCUCACCAUCUGAACCACCCACCACGAGUCAUUUUGUUUGUUUAGAGAAAAGAUGUAUCCAAUCCCUCUUGGUAUGUUUCUGAUAUCUCCUCUUAAAAGCACUUAAACAUCUUUAGGUAGGUCCUUUUUAUACCGACCUCUUACUUUUAUGGGGAUAUCUAGGUAAUUAUAGUCGUUCCUCAGUCUAGUCAGUGAUUUAUUUUAAACAAUUUGUAGGAAUUCGGUCUUUUUAUCCUUCGGAAACUCCUAAAUCGAAGUGCCUUCCUGCUGUUGGAUAGUUUUUCUCUUAAAGAUACGCAUGUUUCCUACAAUUUAUACAAUCGGAUCUCCGACUUUCUUUAGAAAAAUGCUGACGCUGUUGUCCCACAGUGUUUUUUACCGAAUUCGCCUUUCACAUGACUACAAGUUCAUCCGUGUGGUAUCGAUAUUUGCAAGUCCCAGUGAUCACCCUGUACCCUCUGUGUCCACUUCAAAAAAGUUGCCUACCGUGUCAGUCAUUCUCAAUAAAACUAUGCCUCUUGAAAACGCUCUCAUUCUGCGUCGCUGGCAAGAGAAGAUGAAGAAGGAGAUGGGUGACCAAGGCUUCAACGAGCUGAUGUCACGUAAACACCUUUUUUCCGUUUAUCUAUGUGCGCCACAUUUUAGGGGUCAAACGUCUAGGGAAGGAUGUCCAUCAGGCCAUCUCAGAUCUUUUGCUGCAUAAGAUUGACAUUCCAGAUGUACCUGAGCCCGUCCAGGGCUACAUUCGCAGCCUCGAAUGCUUGCUGACACGUAUUACUUCCACCCACUUGGUUGAAGAGGAUUGCUUCCACCCUAUACUCGGCUACCGUGGCCGUUUCGAUAGCAUUAACAGUUUUCAGUAAGUCUGUCGUAUUCGUGCAUUUCCGAAUUUAAGUAACCUAAUUGUUUAGUCUUUCCAUUUAAACUUGUCCAAAGCACACUAUCUGUACUUCGUUGUUUUUUUCGCUAACGGGCAUUUCUGCACAGUCAUUGUACUUUUGAACUGCUGGUUUUGCCCGGGGGUCGCCACAACCUCACUAGGCGGCUAAGGACAUAGCUGACAGGGUUGGUUCUUGUUACUUGAAGACGCGCCCGGUGGAACCGAUUAAGAGAAUGGAGCGCGGACGCCAUGGUCCAAAUACUUCCCUAUUUAUGCAUAUUCUGAGCGCAUGGGGGGUCAUUCGUGUUUUAUAUCGAUCUAGAAGGAUUGUCUUAACGGGAUCAUCACAUAUACUUUCAGUUUUCAGAGGUUCAAGCGACUGGUUGCACUGAUCGUUGACUGCAAACUUACUUAGCUUGUUUGGUAGGAAGUUCCACAUCGGAGAGACAGAAAUAAUCCACCAACCAGGUUUCACCAUUUGUCAUGACCGCACAGACAUCUCCGACCGCAAAACCGGAGGCGUUCACAUCUGUUUUGAAUGAGUUUAUUUUCAGUCCCACUUUAACUGGCUUCGCGUCUAACUGUGACAGAGCACAUUCCGUUUUCAUAAAUGGACUCACCAGCACUGCAACGAUAUCACAGAAGUCAAAAUCCGCAGUGCGUGGACCACGACCUAUGGUAGCACUGGCGUGCGUUGAAAGACCAGUCUGUCACACACUCCAACAAAACUGAUAGGUGAACGGGCCUGACUAACGCCUGUGUCAAUAUCAAAGAGACUAUUCCUCGCCAUUUACAAGGAUUUGUUCUGUGGCAGUAGGCGGAAUCAGUCGAAGUGGCUUCCAUAACUUGCCGUCACGCAGUAAUAUCUGCAAGGCUCAUUUAUGCAAACUUUUAUUUUUCAGAGACGACGAGCUAGUAAGCAGUUGGCUGCCGAGGUCGACUCUCCUGGUUUUUGUUCUUGGAUGCACAUAUUCCGCCCAUUCAUCACUGAAUUAUUCAGACAAGCAGGAUCAGUAAAUCAGUAGAAUUCAAAAAUACACAAGUACACAACUUAGAAGACUUCUCAGCCGUUCUUUCCAAAAAUCGAAGUACAAACCCUCAAAUCUCAAGUGAUCCACACUUGGGGUUGUCUAUGACUGGCUUAUGACGGCUAAUAAGCCAGAAAUGACCAUUCCGGUCUCCCUUGUCUUUGUCGGUACCACCUGAUUUACCUCAAAUAUUUGUUUGGAAAGAACGGAUCUCGGAAUCGCGCCUCUCGAUCUGUUCCACAAGACUACAAACCAACUAAUCACUAAAAUGAGCGGCAGAUAUACUUAGACCUCAUUUAAUCAGACUGCUAUACUACUGCAAACCUAUGUGCCCGCUGACAUGUCUUUUACGCUUGCCCUGAGAAUUUUCCCGGAACCAUUUCUCAGAUUGCUUUUGGUGACUGAAACAACCGCCAUCGGAACGCAAGCUGCAUUUUUCCUUUCGCCUGCUGGUGACCCCAAGGGUUUUCCUUAAUUACUGUAUGCUUGACAGUAAAAAGGUAGUUUUAGCCAGUUCGGGGGCUGGAGACUCACAGCCAGAAAUUGCACGUCUCCAAACAAUAUUGGAUCACUGACCUCCCGAUUUUUUGCCGAUCAAGCAAUGUUCUGGUGUUCUGAGUCUCCUAUUUCCUAUUUUAUUCCAUAGAAAAAUAUAUUUUUCAAAUUGUGCACUAUGACGAAUUUGUCAGUUACAGUUCAAAAGUUGCCUGAGGGACUUUAGUACACAUACGAAGUCCUUUGUUCUAGGGGAUCUGACUCAUCGCGACUUUAUUCUGCUUUCAGCAAAUCAUCGGGACGUUCAAAUUUCAAAUCUACCAUCCUAAAUGAAUGUUUCUGGUAGUCUCGUCUGCACGAUGCCGUAAUGCAUUGCGAGAUCUGGGCGUUUUCAGGCAACACUGACCCCAGUGGAGAGGAGAAUGUGUAAUUGGGCGUUAGUUUUGUACCGCACCCAUUACCGUAACUUCCAUAAACCUGUUAGCUCAUAGAGCGCAAGCAGUCGUGAUCAGGUUGUCUGAACUCUCGGCGGUUGUUGUAGGUACGUGUGUCCUCAAUCGCCUGACUUUGACAAGCCACAAUGCACGCAGAAGGAAGAGUGAGGUUGAUCCAGUGAGUAGUUCCUUCCUGUGAAAAAUUAAAUUCACCUCGAACCUAUCACGACAUUAUGUCAGUCGUGGUUUGAAAGGUUGCCAACUGACAGAACAACUCGGUCUUACUCAGAACAGGGUCGGGCCGCAAUGGCUUCUUAAUGUGAUCUGUGUGGCAGCUCCCACUUGCGUGAGAUCCGAGACCCCCAGAUGAAGCCUGGCAUGUCUGGAGUUAGGGACUGUGUCGUGUUUAAGAUCUCACUGGAGACCAACAAUGUCAUUAGUCGGCUCGCUUUUUCCGUAUUCUGCGCCUAACCGUGGUGUCUAAAAAGAAGGCGAAUGUGGGACCAAUGCAUGGGUCAUUUUUCCACUUUUUCCUGCUUUACCCAGGUUACAUCCUCGCUCGGAAAGUUUGCGUCUUUCGCCGUCCCCAGUAAGGUAAGGCCAUGCAUACCCGAUGCGUUUGCACUCCAACUGUCAGAUUUAAGAGGCCAGACGCCUCGAUGUGCUCACUUCACCGCAAACUUUGCCUUUUGAUCGUCGAUGCAACAUCUUAACAGCAUAUUUCUCGCGCGUUUGUCAAUCAGUGGUUUUGCCUAUUUGCUCAUAGAUGGUUGCUAAUCCCUAUUUCAUAUUUUACCGCAUUCUACGCGAACGUAGAGUUUCAAAUGUCCGAGAUGGAUAGGGACUUUUUCAUAGAAUCCAACCUUCUGCGCAUCGAGUAUCGUGAGUAAUUUUUAAAUUGAUUUAACUGGGUCUGCCUCUGCUAGGUUUAAAAUGGCAAGCAUGCGGUUCACGUAAAUAUGGUUUGUAAAAAACCGUCUUAAGUCAUUGUUACAAUGUCCUCAUACAUCCUCUUGAAGCGCCGACUUUCAGGGUUUGAACCUGAUUUCCACACGGUUCGGGCUAGUAGACACGAAUCUCUUCUGGCACCUAGUGACUAAGUCCUGCAAAUUGGCUUCAGUGCUAUGCGACCAGAUAUCAUCCUUACUCCAAAAUAUUCAUAUACGCGCCAUACUGUCAGUACUUUCGCAACGGUUUAACCCCUCCUAUUAUUCCAGCCUCCAAAAAAUACUUUAUCCUUAAAGUUCUCCAGACACCUGCAUUCUUCUUCGUCUUUUUCUGUCUUCUCUCGAUCCAUCUCCUUGCUUACCCAAUCGCGCCUAGUUGUCCCCCCCUUGUCUCAAUUUUCUUAAUGUGUCGAGUAACUUCCUAGCCUAACAAAUCCAGUUUAUCGAAGGUGUCACGCAUCCAUGCCCCUACGUGUCCCGAUACCGCCGUAGCUGCCAUCCGAAGAAGUAGCUAGACAGUUAAAAGUAACCUUUAAGAUCCUUCUUUGCCAUGCCACUGUGAGACUCCACGACCUUUAUUAGGGGUUAAAGAGCCAUUCCGGUUGUUCUUGGUGGGAUUCGCAACAAUCGCAGUUAGACUGUCCUAGUUAUGGACGAACCUGCUUGUAUACGGCGUCUCCCUUGGGUGUUCCAUGCCAGUCGUGUUUAUAAUAAUCUAACCACGCAAGGCCGUAUCUCUCACGCUAAUUUCCGUAAGACGACUAGGGAGGCCAUCGUAGGAUGUACGAGUCUUCUCUUCCUCUCGGUGAGGCAGGCUCAACUUGUUUGAUGAUCCUGAGCUGGAGACCCAGUGUCAUCGUUUUAGUUGACAGAGGUGGUCUGAGCAUUCUGCGCACUUAACCCUGACUCACUUGCCAUCCCCCCUUUUUUAUCUUCCUUCGCCAGAGUCAAUCAAGGACCCUUUGUCCUAACAGAGUGGAAGACUGUCCACGAGAGCAAGCGUGUCACCAGUCUGGAUAAGGCAUAUGACGCUCCUCUGCAAGUUGCCGCGUACAUUGGUGCAUACAAUAUCACGCGGCCACCCCAACUACCAGAGGUUUGUGUCCUUCUGUUCUGACAUGGAAAUUGUCUCAUUUGAUCUUUACACGCGUAAACGCCUGCAGAGUUCGGCCGGGUGCGUUGAUCAGCAGGCUACUGUGUCUGGAAACAAACUUGACUUUCACCAAGACCUGCGCGUGCCAUCUGUGUCAGGCCCUGUUUGCCCAAGCCGGUGACUUAUAUGUACUUGGUACAACUGUGAUGACGCCUGCUCUAGCCGGCCUCGGUGGUGUCAAGAACGGUAUUUCUGCACGCGUGACGAUCUGCGACGGCGGACCUGGAGAGCUUGGUCCACUCUUUCCUGCGACGACGAAGGCCAAAUACAAAGGGUCCAAGAACAACUUUCACGUCUUGGCGAGCUGUGUCCAGCCAGAUUUUGAGUUAUCCUCCCCUUCGACGUCUCCAGCGGGGCAACGGCGCCAGAUCUAGGGCAGCAAUACUGAGUUCAUAAGGCGGACGACAAAGAACGUGUCAAAAUUACCCGUGUCGUCUUUCUUGAAUAGCCUCAGGGAUUCUCGCUAUACUAUCACAGCAAGUGCUGACUGUCUUACCUGAGACAAAAUCGGAGAUGUUGCUCACAGGAUCGGCGGCAGGAUACGAACUUGUCGAACACCAGAUCGAAUAUCGAACAGUUGUGUGGGAUUGGUUACAGACCAGAAUUUGCGCAGUAGUAGAGCGGCAGCGGACCCUAAUCAUGACGAUCUCUGCCGGCACACCAUCUACUUCAAUUAUCCGCAGCAGAGACUAACGAUGGACGAAAUCUAACGCUACGACGAAGUCCACAAACCAGACGGAUAUCGGUUGUUUGUAACCAUGGCGGACUUUAAAAAUGCGCCACAGUAUGUCUGGUUUGCGCACCCACGCUCAUCUCGGGAGCCGACUGGGUUGGGUCCCGUCUUCGAGUCACGCACGCUCUGAUAUCGCCCGAGGACAACAGCGAAAGCCUUCGCGGCAACGUCGAUGAGGUUUACAUCUUAUUUCACCUCUUGAAGACAGGCACAAGGAUAGCCGAACUCGUCGUCAGGAACGACCUCAUCUUUUCAUGCUUGCUAAUUUACCUCAUGGAGCCAAGACGCUAGUGUCGACACAAGACUUUAGAUCCCAAUAGGAAUAUCUUCAUUCCCAGACUUGUUGUGCAGCCCCCGUAUUGCAUUGGCGAUUAACGUCUGAGAGGGAGGGGGUCACAUGAUACUGCAUAACCUGAAGAGGAAUAAAACGCUGCUGCGUGGUAGAACGAGUGUGUGAUUGGUUAGUCGUCCAAGUUGAGGAGGUACUCGGAGUGCUCACACCAGCGGUCGGCCUUGGCCAAAUUGUUCACCAUAAAACCACCAUCCACAUCGCGUGACAAUUUGAAUGGAGACUAGAGGUGAACUUCCAGGUGUCUGCGAACAAGAACAUGGUCCGACCCAUGGACGUUACUAGUUCCGGCACCACACAUCAAUCUGCUACCGUAAACCCAACUGCGAAACCUUGAACCUACUAGAAUGUGUUCGGUCUGGUUGACUGUAUAGCCGUCUUUCAAGUCCCAAGCCAGAUGUCUCUGACGGUACUGAAAGCACGUGUCAAUGACAAAUAGUCGGUUGCGAUCGACAAAGAUUGGCAUUCUCUCAUUUGUGUUGCAUCGAUUGCCAACCCUGCUAUUCUAACCCAUGAACGACCAUCAGACACAGCGAUAGAGUAUUUCAGCUAAUUCUUACAGCCGCGAGUAGAAGGCUUCUUCAUCGUGAUAGUCGGCAUCUGAGGUUGGCGCGUGCACAGAGACUUUUGGAAAGUUUCCACUCAGCCACACGUAGACCAGCCGGUAAUUGACCAGUUCCCACGUAAGUACUGUAUGUGUCCUUUGCUACAAUGAGGGUUCGCUAGAAUGGUCGCGUGGGCCACUGGGAUAGAGUGAAGUGGGAGUUGACCCCGACAUGUCACAAUCGCUGGACCUCAAUCUCACCGACAGUGUCACCGACGUCUUGCCCACUAACCCAAGGACCGCCCUACUCGGAAGCGCCGAUUAGCUAGCUGGAUUAACGGACAGACCCUCUUUUCCCACACUUACAGACAAUGCAGCGGCAUUUCUCGGCGCAAGGACGCCUACUCAAGGCUAGAUCCCGGUUAGACCGAAUAUCGAAAACUGAUUAAGUCACUUUUUCGCGAUCCCUACCACUUGUAGUCUGUUCUUCCUCUGUAACUUCAUGUUUGCUUGCUCACAUUGCUUCUCCCUCUUGUUCUAUAUAUCCUGUAAGCCGAUGGGCAGCCCAUAGUCGAAAAUAAUUACCGUUAUUAUUAGAUGCUUAUGGAGUUCCUCCUAUCCGAUUCACUCACAAAGGGCCACUCCUCUGCGUUCGUUAAAUCGAUGCCAUCUGUCUUUUAAGGUUCGACAGGGCCUCAUUGCGUAUGCCUAUGCCGACGGUUACCCGACUGACAUCCUUAUCAUGGGCGAGGAAGAACUGGAACACUACUGGACAAUCUGGUGCAAUCGCGUCUGCGCAUUCUACGAACAAAACCGGUCAGUGAGUAAUUGA